CUGAGUAGUGAUUUAAAUCAAAUCCACCCUGCUGCAGUAUAUGUGUGUGUGUCUGUGUGUGUUCAUUCUUGCAGGUUUUUAAAGAUUCCCCCACCCUGCUUUGUGCAGGUGUUGUGGUCUCCUUAUUUAUGAGUGACUAUUUAUUAACGUAUUUUACUCUUCAUUGAUUACAUUUUUAUCAUCUUCUCUGUAUCAGCAGGUCUGAGAGAGGGGUACUGUUAAUAAGGCCACCCUAAAACAAUUUAGUUACAAAACCCCCCACAAAAAAAACCACCCAACAGAUCAAAAACCAAGGCUGCUGCCCCACUACAGAGUCCUGGGACUUGUAGUUUUUUGUGGCACCAGAGCUCCCUGACAGGGAAGGCUAAAUAUUUCACAAAGCUAAAAAUCCCAGAAUUCCAUACCAUUGAACCAUGGCAGUUGAAGUAGUGUCAAACUGCAUUAAUUCUGCAGUUUAGAUGCAGCCCAAGCCAAGAUGCCACUGGAAUCCAAAUGCCUGGGUGAACUGAAGAAAUGUUAACAGAGCUGCUGCAAGGGUCACUCAGGUUCCAAGGAGAGGGCAUUCCACAACCCAGGAUGCUAUAGCCCAUUCUCCACAUGGUGGCUUGCCUCCAAAGAUGGGACAUAAAGGAGGCAGGGAGUUACUAAUGAAUGUUUUCUUUUUCAGAACUUGCUAAUGGCUGUUUUCCUUUUCAGUCGCAUUGUCACCUCUGUUCCCCAGCACAUUAAUGCUGGGCCUGGAGAUCCGAGUGAAGGUCUCAGAUUAUGUGCGGGACAGGAUCCAGUCACUGAGAGCAUCUCAUCCUGGGCAGUUCCAGAACAUCGCCUGCAUUCGCAGUAAUGCCAUGAAGCACCUGCCCAACUUUUUUCUCAAGGGACAGCUGUGCAAGAUGUUCUUCCUUUUCCCUGAUCCUCAUUUCAAGAAGACAAAGCACAAGUGGCGGAUUAUCAGCACAACUUUGCUGGCAGAGUACGCCUAUGUCCUGCGUGAACAGGGCCUGGUAUAUACCAUCACAGAUGUGGAAGAAGUCCAUAAGUGGAUGGUUAAACAUUUUGAAGAACAUCCUCUUUUUGAGCAAGUGCCGCUGAAAGAACUGUGCAAUGAUCCCAUUGUUGAUCUCCUGGGGACAUCAACAGAAGAGGGGAAGAAGGUUCAGAGAAAUGGAGGGAAGACCUUCCCAGCUGUCUUCCGGCGGAUCAGCGACACAACACAGGAAGUGGCAGGAACAUGACUGGGGAAAUUCCAGAUCUCUCUCCAGUGUUACAUUAUCAAUGGAUGUCUGCAUUAAGAAGGACCUUCAGAGCUUGUGUUGCAUAAAGAAUGAGGUAGACCGAAAUGUCUGGUCACACUGGGGUUAUGCUUCUAUGAAUGCAACUGAGGGAAUCCCCAAAGACUUGCAUAAGGCUCGCUUGUGUUAUUCUACUUUGCCCAUAAAAGGUGCCAGAAUGGCUGUGGUGGCCUUAAUGAAUAGAAAUUGGAAUUCCAGACAUGAAUGCAAGGACCAAUGAUUAUGAGACAGAAAGGUGGUGUAUCUCUCAAUCCGUGGUAUAUUUGUAGAUUUAUUUCUAAAUGGAUAAUAAAUCAGAAGAUACAUCUAGUAGCUCUGUACUGCUGAAUCCCACCUACAGUCAAUUUCAGAG
Messenger RNA from Sceloporus undulatus (fence lizard), 1641 nucleotides. RefSeq names its product methyltransferase 1, tRNA methylguanosine (gene METTL1). The record is from RefSeq and is a predicted model, not a curated record. Bases 729 to 1232 code for a protein of 167 amino acids. Gene Ontology annotation, biological process: RNA (guanine-N7)-methylation; tRNA methylation. Gene Ontology annotation, cellular component: tRNA methyltransferase complex. The transcript has 4 exons. NCBI's taxonomy places the organism in Eukaryota, Metazoa, Chordata, Lepidosauria, Squamata, Phrynosomatidae. Gene Ontology annotation, molecular function: tRNA (guanine(46)-N7)-methyltransferase activity.